This is a messenger RNA of Lepidothrix coronata (blue-crowned manakin), 1659 nucleotides long. It is a transcript of the gene EEF2K, whose product is annotated as eukaryotic elongation factor 2 kinase. Bases 199 to 702 code for a protein of 167 amino acids. The record is from RefSeq and is a predicted model, not a curated record. NCBI's taxonomy places the organism in Eukaryota, Metazoa, Chordata, Aves, Passeriformes, Pipridae. The transcript has 7 exons.
GCCUCCCUCCUCCUUUGCCUGGAGCGGCUUCUCCUCCCGUCUCGCUCAGCGGGGCGGCUGCGGGACCAGGCGCGGCGGCUGCGGGGUCGCUCUGCACCGAGCCGGGCUCUUCUGCCCCGUUUCUUCCCUCCGUUUGCACGUGCUUUGGAAUAGUGGGUGUUUCAAUCCUUGUAGGAGUUAAACCAACCUCCUGCAAACAUGGCAGACGAGGACCUUAUUUUUCGUAUGGAAGGGAUUGAUAAUGCCAGGACGACCACAGCGAACUCUGGGGAUUAUCUUGAUGCUGAUAGUGAUGAUGAAGACAAUUAUUUUAUCUGUCCAAUAACUGAUGAUCCAAUUUCUGACAAGUCUGCCAAUACCAAAGUAGACAAUUAUUACAGCAGCUUAGCAAAAAGUGAGCAGUACAGUUCAAGCUCUUCUCCUAGAAGCUUUAGCUUUAAGAAUGACACACAGCAUCGUUCUAAGCAUGGCUCUGUGGUUGACCAUGGUCGGGAAACCUGGAAACAUGCUAUUGAGAAAGCCAAGCACAUGCCUGAUCCAUGGGCAGAAUUUCACCUGGAGGAUGUUGAGACGGAACAUGCCACUCGUUACAGGUACAAUGCAGUUACUGGGGACUGGGUUGAAGAUGAAGUCCUUAUCAAGAUGGCUGCACAACCUUUUGGCCGUGGAGCGAUGCGAGAGUGUUUCAGAACGUUUUUGUAAGUCUGCAAGUCUUCAGUUAUGACAGUGACAGCAUUAGCUGCACGUGGCUCCAUGAACUUCAGAGGAUACUGGAUGUAGAAGAACAUGAGCUACCUUGUUUUAUAGAGAGGAAUGUUUUCCUUCAAGAGCUGGGGAGGUUCAGAUCCUGGCUGAAAUUUUGAUCUCACUUCCUUGUUCCUUCUUUCCAAGGCCUCUGUUCCAGCAGCUGUCUGCCCAUCCCUGCAGGAGCACAGACAAUCUGAAGUUGCUUUGCCUGUAGAGUGUCCCCUGUACCAAGACCUCUGCACCAAGGUCUUGGGAGGGAGAGAGGAAAGGAAGGAAGGGAAAGGGUUGAGAGUUUGAGUGCUGCCAUUAAUUAAGGUACCUGCUUAAUGCCCUUGUCAACCAGCAGAUCCACUGUUAGUUUUCCCGUGCUCCACACCACCCCCUCCUUGCUUUUGAGGGAUCUGUGGAUUAAAGAUUUGCACAUCAACAAAAGGUAAAAGUUACAUCAGAAAAAGCGUCAGGUGCUUUUUUCUUUCUGGGAGCAUGGGGAUAAUCACUGCCGUGUGUUAAGAACAUGGCAAUUUGCUUUUAUUCCAGGAGAGGUUUCUCUCAGUUCAUGUUUGAAAUGUCACUCCCUGUUAAUUUAUGCAGAAAAUAAUUGUUGACAUUAGAACACGGUGUUGAGGUGGCAGCAACCCUUCAUACUCUUGGUUUGAGGGAAAGGGAUUCAGAAAAGGAGGAAGUCCAGAGUAGAACUAGCUGGAGCCAAACCAAACAGUUUGGCAUGUCCCAGCCAUUCCCAUGGAACAUUUAAUUUUCCCUUGUCCCUACCUCUGCUUCAUGUUUCAGCCAGAAUAUCUGGUAAAUGAUUGAGGGUAAUGCUGAUCUUGAGGCCUGGCUCUGUCCAUGCAGGCAAAGAAAUGACAAAGAUUGAAGUAAAUUUUUUGGGUUUCCUUUCACCACCAAUUUGUG